AUGGAAUGGUGCCAACAGGCUGGCCUCAGCAUGGCGCUGGGCGCUGUCCUGGCUCGAGGCCGGGCAGUGUGUAAACACAACGGGCUCCUCAUCCUGUCAGUGCUGUCUGUCAUCGUGGGCUGCCUCCUUGGCUUCUUCCUCAGGACCCAGCACCUCUCGCCACAGGAGAUUAGCUACUUACAGUUCCCUGGAGAACUCUUAAUGAGGGUGCUGAAGAUGCUGAUCCUCCCACUGGUGGUCUCCAGCCUGAUGUCCGGCCUCGCCUCCCUGGAUGCCAAGACUUCCAGCCGCUUGGGCAUCCUCACUGUGGCAUACUACCUGUGGACCACCUUUCUGGCUGUGGUCGUGGGCAUCAUCAUGGUCUCUGUCAUCCACCCUGGUGGUGCAGCGCAGAAGGAGACGACCGAACAGAGCGGGAAGCCAGUCAUGAGCUCAGCCGAUGCCCUCCUGGACCUCGUCCGGAACAUGUUCCCAGCCAACCUGGUAGAAGCCACAUUCAAACAGUACCGCACCAAGACCACCCCAGUUAUCAAGUCUCCUAGUGGGGCUUCAGAGGAGGCCCCUCCUCGGCGGAUCCUCAUCUACGGGGUCCACGAAGACAAUGGGUCACGUGUGCAGAACUUUGCCCUGGACCUGACACCGCCACCUGAGAUUGUCUACAAGUCAGAGCCUGGCACCAGUGACGGCAUGAAUGUGCUGGGCAUUGUCAUCUUCUCAGCCACCAUGGGCAUCAUGCUGGGCCGCAUGGGUGACAGCGGGACCCCGCUGGUCAGCUUCUGUCAGUGCCUUAAUGAGUCCGUCAUGAAGAUCGUGGCCGUGGCGGGAUGGUACUUCCCCUUUGGCAUUGUGUUCCUGAUCGCUGGCAAGAUCCUGGAGAUGGACGACCCCAAGGCGGUGGGGAAAAAGCUGGGCUUCUACGCCGUGACCGUGGUGUGCGGGCUGGUGGUCCACGGCCUCCUCAUCCUGCCCCUGCUUUACUUCCUCAUCACCAGGAAGAACCCCAUCGUCUUCAUUCGUGGAGUCCUCCAGGCGCUGCUCAUUGCAUUGGCCACCUCCUCCAGCUCAGCCACACUGCCCAUCACCUUCAAGUGCCUGCUGGAGAACAACCACAUCGACCGACGCAUCGCUCGCUUUGUGCUGCCUGUGGGUGCCACCAUCAACAUGGACGGCACCGCGCUCUACGAGGCCGUGGCCGCCAUCUUUAUUGCCCAGGUCAACAACUACGAGCUAGACUUUGGCCAGAUCAUCACCAUCAGCAUCACGGCCACUGCAGCCAGCAUUGGGGCGGCUGGCAUCCCACAGGCGGGACUCGUCACCAUGGUCAUUGUGCUUACCUCCGUGGGCUUGCCCACUGAUGACAUCAACCUCAUCAUCGCUGUUGACUGGGCUCUGGACCGCUUCCGGACCAUGAUUAACGUGCUGGGUGAUGCACUGGCGGCAGGGAUCAUGGCCCACAUUUGCCGGAAGGAUUUUGCUCAGGACAUGGGUACUGAGAAACUGCUGCCCUGUGAGACCAAGCCAGUGACGCUGCAGGAGAUCGUGGCCGCCCAGCAGAAUGGCUGUGUGAAGAGCGUGGCUGAGGCCUCGGAGCUAACCCUCGGCCCCAUGUGCCCUCACCACAUCCCAGUCCAGGCAGAGCAGGACGAGGAGCCAGCCACUGCCAGCCUAGACCACUGCACCAUCGAGAUCAGUGAGCUAGAGACCAAUGUGUGAGCCUGCAGGGCCGCCGAGCCAAGCCAGACCCUGGGGUUGGCGGAGGGUAGGAGCUGAACUCAAAAUACACCUGAAUGGCUGGCAAAAGCCCAGCUCCCAAGUUCCACCCUGACAGGCUAGUCAGCCACUGAUGAGAAACAGUGUCUCAGAAAAGAGACAGCUGUGUGCAGGAGCCCCAGCCAGCAACUGUGACUCCUGUUGCCCGAGACCUAGCUGUGACAGUUUCUACUAUGUGAACUCACAAAAGCACCAGCUGGGGUCUUUCUCUCCACUUCAUGGAGGAACCGUUUUGGGGCCUAAGAGCUAAAACCACUCCCUGAAAGUCAGGGCCAGAAUGUUAACUCAAGUCUUUAGAGCCUCGGCCACUCCCGUCUGGUGGACAAGGCAGCCUGCAAGGCUGUGAAAACGGCUCUGAGUUUUCCAGGGUCCUUAUAGCCACAACUGCUUCCAAGGAGCAGAGAUAAGACAGCAGUAUCCCUAUUUCUGCCCACGCUGUGUCCAGGCUAAGUCAACCCUGCUCCACCCCACAGCAUGUAGUUCUUAACCCAACACUCCCAACAAGGGCUUAGCCCAUACCAGGGCUGAGACCUGCUGCCUUCACAUGCCAUGGCUGGUCCAUUCCUGUCCACCAGACCUCUCAGCUGAUAUGGAGACUGAUGUCCACUAGGGAUGGAAGACCGCAUGGGUACAUCCCAGGUAGCCUCCCAUGGGGCAGGUGGGUAAGAUGGGGCCA
Molecule: messenger RNA, 2446 nt
Organism: Acomys russatus (golden spiny mouse)
Lineage: Eukaryota; Metazoa; Chordata; Mammalia; Rodentia; Muridae
Gene: Slc1a7
Product: solute carrier family 1 member 7
Exons: 11
Coding region: 1-1713 (570 amino acids)
Biological process (GO): L-glutamate transmembrane transport
Cellular component (GO): plasma membrane
Molecular function (GO): neutral L-amino acid transmembrane transporter activity; L-glutamate transmembrane transporter activity; glutamate:sodium symporter activity
Source: RefSeq, a predicted model, not a curated record